UCCGAUUACUAUCUUCCUGUGUUACCGCCCUUGAGGGAGACCGUACCAGCUAGGGGACAGAGGGUUGGAUAGGAAAUGCAGCUACAACUUGGCAGUACAGAAGCGUGAUAGUCAAAUAGCCAUUGUUUGCGAAUGCGCUUGUGGUUGUCCGGAAGCAAAACUUUUCGCGUGACGAACUGCGGCCUGCCGCGCUGAUCCUGAAGCGGACGUCCCUCAACUGCGCUCGGUAGACAGACUCCCCCCUCCCCCAUCAUGGAGUUGCCGUUCAAGAAGGACCUGGAGAAGUACAAGGAGAUUGACGAGGAUGAGAUCCUCAACAAGCUCUCCGAGGAGGAGCUCAAGCAACUGGAAAACGCUCUGGAGGAGAUGGACCCAGAGAAUGCACUGCUGCCAGCUGGCUUGCGACAGAAGGACCAGACCACUAAAGCUGCCACCGGCCCCUUCGACCGAGAGCGGUUGCUGAACUACCUGGAGAAGGAGGCGCUGGAGUACAAGGACCGAGAGGACGUGGUCCCGUUCACAGGGGAGAGGAAAGGAAAGGUGUGGGUCCCCAAGCAAAAGCCAAUAGAAACGCGGCAGGAAGAAAUAACGACCCUUGACCCGGAACUAGAAGAAGCCCUCUCCAGUGCCACUGACACGGAGCUGUGUGACCUGGCAGCUAUUCUUGGCGUGCACACACUGGUUACGAGCACACAGAGCUACGACGGAAACAGCAGUAAAGAUGGCUACAACAACGUCAUUAAAGGAGAGAAGGUCAAGCCCGUCUUCGACGAGCCGCCCAACCCCACCAACGUGGAGGAGACUCUGCAGAGGAUAAAGUCCAAUGAUGCGUCCUUGACGGAGGUCAACUUGAACAACAUCAAGAACAUUCCCAUCCCGACGCUGAAGGACUUCGCCAAGGCCAUGGAGAGGAACACGCACGUCAAGAAGUUCAGCCUGGCCGCGACCCGCAGCAACGACCCCAUCGCCGUGGCGUUCGCUGACAUGCUGAGAGAGAACAAGAGCUUGAAGAGCCUGAACCUGGAGUCCAACUUCAUCACGAGCGUGGGCAUGCAGGCCCUGGUGGAGGCCCUGCGUGACAACGACGCGCUGACGGAGAUCAAGAUCGACAAUCAGCGGCAGCAGCUCGGGACCAAGGUGGAGAUGGAGAUCGCCAAGAUGCUGGAAGAAAACAAGAGCAUCAUCAAGUUCGGGUACCACUUCACUCAGCAGGGCCCCAGAUCCAGGGCGGCAGCUGCCAUCACCAAGAACAACGACCUGGUCCGCAGGAGGAGGGUGGAAGGGGACAUGUAGAGCCGAAAACGCCGGACCGCCAAACGCCGCGUCCUGCGGAAACCCUUUUCAGCCGAACUGCAAAGUCUUGUGCCAAACCGUGGGGCAAGGCGUCCUGGAAGAGCACCUAUCGGGGAAGAAGGGACAUGACUGGAAUAGCCCUCUCCAUUAUUAAUGCUGAUACUAUGGUUAUUAUUAUAGUCUUAAAUAUAUAAAUAUAUAUAUUUUUUAGUCUAGUAAUUUCAUUUGAGUUCAUUUUCUGUGCUUACGUAAGGCCUCUUGGGUUGCUCCUGUCUUUUUAACUGUGCUUAUAGUAAGGAGGGGAAGAGAGCCCACAUCACGCAGAGUAGCAGCUGGGAAAAUACACUGCCUUUUUAUCUGUAGCUGUUCAGAACCACGUUACAAUCGGUGAAUGAUAAACACUCGGCACCACAGCACCACACAAUAGACUGAAACUCACACCACAGCAUGGUGGAGGUUCUUCCACUUAAUCCACGUCAAAGUUAUGCUGGGACUUGGAGUUAUUGCUUGUUUUUUUUUAACAUUUGUUUUUAUAACAUUUAGAUGUAUCGUAUAAUAGUUCCGUGGACAUUCCCUCUAUAAAAGUGCAUUUUAAGGUUGACAGUGCACCUGCAGGUCUCUGUAUUGUUCCUCUGGCCUGAGCUUUAAAGAGCACAUGUGGUUGUAUGUCAUCACAAGUUUUGGUUUCUGAGGAAGCUUUCUGAGUUCUUGGAUCCGUUAUUGGUGGUUGGGGGACGGGGAGGGGGGGGGCUUGAUCUCCGCCCCAAAAGUCAAAGCACUCCCUGCAGGAGCACGUCUCCCACCAGUCACACUAUUUUAAAUGCACACAUGAGAGCACAUGAAGCUAGCUAGAUUAACGUGCAUUUCAGAAAAAAGCACAAGGUCAGACGUGAAUUCACCAUUGGUGUUGUGUGUUUUCCAAGUCCAUUGUAAGGUGUAUUGCCAGUUGUCCCUCUUAGGGCGAAUGCGUUAUUUUAAAUCUCACUGCAGUUUCCCUGAAGCCAGAAAGACGUCCUCUGACCUUUGCCUUUUAAGGGGUUCCAGUGGGAUAGUUCCCACUGUGUCUUUCCCCUAAGGGGUAGGAAAAGGGAACUAGACAAGUAAAGAUUUGACCAAGUAGGUGUGUGUUUUUUGUCCCUCCCCUCUCCUCCUAUUGGCUUUUCUCAUACCAUGCCAAAGACAAACUGUUUACCAUUCGUACAUCAUUCCAAGGAAUCUAGCCUGCUGCGUUUCGCAUUCUUCAGCUUGUGUGUUAACGGUUUCAAGAAUUGCCCACUGAAAGCCAUACAUAGAGAAUCCCAGACCUGGUUAAGACAUCACCUUCCCUUAACAGCCAAGCGUUUCUUCUCUCCAUUUCCACAGCUGCAGUGUAAAAACAAAAGUAGAUGUGUAACGACUGAGCUCGCCUCUAAGGUGCAGUAUCUCGGCAAUAUGAGAUUUUUUUUUCACUCAGGCUCUUGGUUCUUGAUGUAGAAUUUUUGCAGUGGCAUGCUAUACUGGCAGACCUACUACACCUCGUGAGAAUUGAAAGCAUGCCCUGUACACUCUACAGGUUCAACUGGAUUGCACAGGGAAACCUUGGCGUGGUUUUUAAAUGUGAACGCUUGGACCAAUUCAGGCUCUGCAUUUUUGCGUAAAACGAACAUGUAGUGAACUGUGCGUUUUUUGAUGCUUCCAAACCCUGCAAUGUUUUUUUUUCCCUUCAUUUUGGUUUUGUCUUUGAUUUUGUGUUUCUGCUGCGCAGGUUUUAACGAGUUAUCUUAAUAGGAGACCUUCAGAGGAUGAUGUGUUCUGCAGGAUAAAAUCAAUGGUUAUCUUUUUUUUUUUUUAUUUCUUUUUGUUAACAAAGCACGCUGUAACGGUAAGCCUUACGGAUCACGCUUUAUCCAGGUCGAUCCUGAAGCGGAUCGGCCCUUGUUUUGGCCCUGUGAAUAUUCUGUGGUAUUGUAAUGUGUAUUAUGGCUGCGUCCCAUCUCAAACUGGUGAGGCCCGUUCCAGUGGAGGUGUUCAUUUGUAAAUUUCUCUCAAGUGUACGUUACAAACUGCUGAGGUCUUUCACCUUAAAUCCUACAGCUCUGGACUCAAGAAGAGGAAAUGUUAUGUACUGUUAUAUACCACAUGGCAUGGUGGCACUGUAAUGUGGAAAACUUGCUCAACAAUAAAUGU
Molecule: messenger RNA, 3459 nt
Organism: Megalops cyprinoides (Indo-Pacific tarpon)
Lineage: Eukaryota; Metazoa; Chordata; Actinopteri; Elopiformes; Megalopidae
Gene: tmod2
Product: tropomodulin 2
Exons: 10
Coding region: 253-1293 (346 amino acids)
Biological process (GO): myofibril assembly; pointed-end actin filament capping; muscle contraction
Cellular component (GO): myofibril; striated muscle thin filament
Molecular function (GO): tropomyosin binding
Source: RefSeq, a predicted model, not a curated record